AUGAGCAUUCGAAAGCGACGGUUAUACAGCGCCGACUCGGCUUGGGACCGAAUUGAGACAGCAAGUGAUGGCGAGAAAGACUCAUCGAAUAGUAUCAAAGACACUCGAAGCGAUGGCGUGUCUCCGAAAGAUGAGCCGCCUCAGGCGCAACCAGUUGCUUCCUCGCCGUCUGCGGCAUCAGGGUUAAAUGGACCUUCGAGUGAGACGGAGCCCGCCACGCAAGACAAGCCCCUCAUCAGAGAGCCAUUUUUCGUCAGGGACCACAGGGGUCGCCGCGAGCACCGGCGCUUAGGAAAGCGCAGCGUAUACUUGCAGUCUCAGGAGCUGGACGUCAAUAUGCUAGGAGAGAAGGCGCGGGCAAUCGUCAUGCGCGAGACGAGCGGGAACUCCAGGGCUUUAAGGGAGUUGCCGGUCGAAGAGCCCCUGGCUCCGGACUUUGAUCUCAAGGCAUCACUUGAAGCGGAAGCGAAGGACCUCACAAUGGAGGAGGCUCUGGCCAACGUUGACGGUGUCCGUCCCACCGAACCCAUCGUUUCGCAGAGCGAGUUCGACGGGCUGCUGGAGGUGCUCCUCAACGGUUUCACGGUUGCUCAGCUCAGGGCAUAUCUUGCGCGUGAGAAUGCGAAGGCUCGAAGAACGCCCGUGGGGGAGAAGGUGUUGCAGUACGACUGGAUUCAGGAUGAGAACCCCUGGACACCCUUCCUGAAGCCGGAGGUUGCCGGCUCUCCCAAGGAGAGACUUGCCUUGACCCUCAUGAUCGAGGCUUGGCGUUUGAGAAUCAGGGAGAUGGUUGACGGCACCGGCUUCUACAGCGCCAAGAUCAAGGAAAGGAUUCAUGCUCUGUUAGCGCGGGACCGUCAGAGACUCGACGCCAUCAGGGAUGCUUACCUCGACGAGGGUGAAGACAUACAGUUCACCAACCAACGACUGAGGAUCACAUCCACCAAAGCCAAGACGGAGACAAUCCUGAAGAAGCUGGACGAGGCCGCUCAGCUUGUCGUUACCAAACAUGUCCAUGCCCCUUGGCUUUCCAACUACGACGUUCGCUCCACCUUGCUGCAUCAUCUUGGCCAGCUCACCAACACGUUUAUCACGUUUAGCACCAAGACACAUACCCUUCGCAUUUCAUGGUUCAACGACGGAGUCGUGGAGGAAAACGAUGCUGGCGAACAGUUGGACAAUGUUGUUCAGCGUCUCUUGUACACCGCCUUACAACCUGAAGAUGCAUCCGUCUCUCUCCAGUACGACCCGAAGAAUGAUAACGGUAAACUAAUCCCCGAAAGCAGCGGGCAAGAAAAGCUUUCAUGGAAGGACAGACUUACGCAAUGGUCUCGCUAUGUGGCCCCGGUUGGUCGCGUCUCUCCAGCAGAGUCUGGAUUCCCUCUCGAGGCCAGCGACGUUUUCUCUCAUCCUAUACAACGCCUCGUUCAAGACUCCGACGCUACCUGGAGCAAGAGAUACACCUCAACCGUCGCCUCCUUCGGGAAGAUCCUUCACAGGAAGCAGGAUGGUUUCAAUUUGGCCGUGGCGGCCAAGGCCAAGAACCACGUCUUCUCGCCGACGUCCCCCCAUCCCACAAGCCUUAAUGCCCUGGAAGAGGCACUUACCACAAUCCCAACACAGCCAAUGCAGACGACUCUUGUGCUUGGUUUCCGUCGACAUCCUUCUUUGUAUGCCAUGAAAGGCCUGCCCCAUCUUCUCAAGCUACGCCUCGUCGUUCCGUGGGAACUUCCCGAGGGCCCUUUGAGCUGGGACGCCUGCGAAAAAGACCUCGUCGCCGUCCUCGAUCAGACCUUCACCGACGUCGCUUACCCAUCUGAGCCCGUCGACAUGCGGUUGUCCCAGUCGUGGCUCUCGGUAAUGUCACCUGCUGCCCUCGACGCGUCUCCCUUCUGCGAGUAUGCCAAAAAUGCGAAGCUGGACCUUGCAGCGGGCCGUUUGCGCCCGCCACCAGAGAUCGAGCUCUCCGGUCUUCCAUCUACGGAGGGCGCCGGUGUCUUUGGUGGGGCAGCCACAUACGUCUUCUCCGGUCUCGAGAUCCGUCGGAGUUUGGGUGUCAGGUAUCAGGGUCACAAGGUCCAUUACACGAGUGUCGAGGCGGGUCUGCACGGCGGCCGGCGGUCGGAGCUCGUUUUUGAGGCGCUGCCAACCGAUGAUGAUGCGCCUGACGAGGUGGGAAAAGCCUACGCCAACAGGUACCUCGCGUUGGCACACGACCUAGUGACGGGGAAGGUCGUGAAGUGGGUCGGGGAGAGGGAUGUAGCGCGAGAGUUUGAAAACGUCGACACUGGCGAUGUCGAUCCCGCCGCUGCCGAGGAGGAGGGGGAGGAGGCCGAGACGCAAAAGAAGGACGACAUGUAA
Messenger RNA from Colletotrichum graminicola M1.001, 2361 nucleotides. RefSeq lists its product as uncharacterized. The record is from RefSeq and is a predicted model, not a curated record. The transcript has 4 exons. Lineage: Eukaryota; Fungi; Ascomycota; Sordariomycetes; Glomerellales; Glomerellaceae. Bases 1 to 2361 code for a protein of 786 amino acids. Gene Ontology annotation, cellular component: mitochondrial inner membrane.